GCCAAGGUCCACAUUAUCCCCACUUUAGAGGUGAAAAAACUGAGUCACAGAAUCACCUAAGUGGCUGAGUUGGAAACACAGGUCUGAGACCAGCCACACACCGUGUAGAGAGAAGAAAAUUUGCCUGGACUGCAGCCAGUGGAGGGGAGCUGCUCACGCCAUGGCAGUGGCCUGGACAGAAGGAGGAUGCCUGUCAGGGAGGGUCCUCUCAGACGCUGCCCCAAAGCCAGCACUGAAUAGCAGUGCCCAACACAAGCCACCUCCAAGUCCCCACACCCAGCGGGGACCAGAGCCUGGUGUGCCUGCAAAGGCCAGUGACUGGGGGAACAGCCUGGGAUUCCCCUGAGCCAGACAGUGAGGGCUGCACGUGUGUGCACGUGUGCAUGCAAUGGUGCAGGUGCAGGCCCUGCGCAUGCGUGUAGCGUGUGUGCUGUGCCAUGUGUGCGCGCCCCACAGGGCAGUGGAGACAGGUAAGGACUGGAUCCCUAGACCACGUCCCAUAAAUGUCUGCCGGGCCCCACCGCCAUACCCCAGGGCCAUCGCUAGCCUCCCCCAGCUCCUCUGGGUGCCUGCAACCUGGUGUCAGUGAGGCCCCCAGCCCCAGACUGGGGGAGACGGGUCCUCAGGCACCCAGAGGCUAAGCGGGAGCUGCUGGCCUGGCCCCCAGGCCCCCGGCACACCCUGGGGCUGACCUGGCUGCAGCAGCCCGCUUGGUUACAGCAUUUCCUCCCUCGCUUGCAUGCCGCUCCUCGGGCCCAGCUGUGAGCCUGGCCCGCGCAGGCAGGGCCCAGGCCGGUGUGAGCACGGCCAGCCACGGGGCCCCGCAGCUUCUAGGCCUUAGACCCUCAAGGUGCACUGUCCCCAGGCAGGCCGAGAGCCCACGGCCUCCCCCUCGGGACUCUCCCCACCCUAGCCACGGGGUGGGAGCGGGCCAUCCGGCCACCCACUGUCCUCCUGGCUGGCCUGCAGGGCUGUGGGACACACACCCCCAGGCUGCCCCUGGGCCUGCCACGGGAGCCACCCCUGCAGUCUCCCACCCCGACUGCCGACAGUGCCUCCCCAGGGCUGGAGGGAGUGUUUCUGUGCCCACUCCCUGGGGCAUUGGCACCUCCAAGCCUGUCUCACAGGCAGCUGGAGAAUCCAGGCCCCUCUGGCAGACGGGUACAGGGUGACCCCUCUCCAGGAAUAGGUGGGUGCCAGGGGCUUGGGCACAGGCAGGUAGCAAGGUCACAGUCAGCGGCUGCCCAAAGCCUGCCUGCCCGGGUCACUGUCAGCCAGAGAGCCUAGUGGUGGCAUCAGGAUGAAUCCAAUGUGAGCACACCUGUGGGGCCCAGGAGAUGGAGGACAUCUCCAGGGCCCCGAGCUGGCAGGUGAGGACAGGCAAGCGCUUUGCUAAACAAAUCCUCUGCCCCUCCACGCCCCGACUCCCCAUAUCUGGCGCCCCGGUCAGUCUGCCCACUUGCCGUCCCUGCUGGAAGCUGCCACCUGCCAUGCCAGGCCUGGCUCUCCUGGGCCUCGCGGCUGUCCUGGGCGUCAGGGCAGGGGCCCCGCUGUGCCUGUCCCGGCAGCUCAGCUGGCCAGGGGACUACGUGCUGGGGGGCUCUGCCCCCCUGGGCUCAGCUGAGGAGCUCUCGUCCCCUGGGCUGCUCUGGGCGCUGGCCACGACGAUGGCCAUGGAGGAGAUCAACAGCGGGUCCACCCUGAUCCCCGGGGCUGCGCCUGGGCUACAACUUCUCAACACGUGCUGGGAGCCUGUGGUCGCCACGAAGCCCAGCUUGGUGUUCAUGGCCAAGGCCGGCAGCUGCAGCGUCGCCGCCUACUGCGAUUAUAUGCAGUACCAGCCCCACGUGCUGGCCGUCAUCGGGCCCCACUCCUUCGAGGUCGCCCUGGUCACCAGCUUCUUCCUCAUGCCGCACGUCAGCUACGGCGCCAGCACGGACUGGCUGAGCAGCCGCGAGACGUUCCCGUCCUUCCUCCACACGGUGCCCAGCGACCGCGUGCAGGUGGCGGCCGUGGUGGAGCUGCUGCGGGAGCUGCACUGGAGCUGGGUGGCCGCCGUGGGCAGCGAAGACGAGUACAGCUGGCAGGGCCUGUGCCUCUUCUCUGGCCUGGACUACGCCAAGGGCACUUGAAUCGCGCGCGAGGGCUGGGUGCCGCUGCCCAGAGCCGGCAGCCCGCGGCUGGGCUCCGUGCAGGGCCUGCCACGCCGGGUGAACCAGAGCAGCGUGCAGGUGGAGGUGUUCUCCUCUGCCCGCACUGCCCGCACCCUCUUCAGCUACAGCAUCCGCUACAGGCUCUCGCCCAAGAUGUGGGUGGCCAGCGAGGCCUGGCUGCCCUCAAACCUGGUCAUGACGCUGCCCAGCAUGGACCGGGUGGGUACCGUGCUCGGCGUCCCGCGUCAGGGCGCCCAGAUGCCCGAGUUCCCGUCCUACGUGCAGACGUGCCUGGCCCUGGCCGCGGACCCCGCCUACUGCGCCUCGCUGGACGCAGGGCAGCCAGGCCUGGAGGAGCACGUGGUGGGGCCGUGCUGCCCUCAGUGUGACUGCAUCACCCUGGAGAACGUGACUGACGGGCUGCUGCACCGCCAGACCUACGCCUUCGCAGCUGUGUACGGCGUGGCCCAGGCGCUCCACAACAUGCUGCUCUGCGACACCUCGGGCUGCCCUGUGCGGGAGCCCGUGCGGCCCUGGCAGCACCCGGAGAACACGCACAACCUGAGCCUGCGGUUUGACACCAACGGGAACGUGGACGUGAAUCAUGACCAGAAGCUGUGGGUACGGUGGGACCGGACGCCCACACUGCGUACCGUGGGCACCUUCAAUGGCAGCCUGCAGCUCUGGCACUCCCAGGUGAGGUGGCACACGCAGGGAAACCAGCCUGUGCCCCAGUGCUCACGGCAGUGCAAGGAGGGCCAGGUGCACCGCGUUAAGGGCUUCCACUCCUGCUGUUACGACGGUACCGACUGCAAAGCAGGCAGCUAACAGCGCAACCCAGCACCCCCCUCUCCUCCCCCUGCCCUCUGCAGCAAGUGUGACCAGGACCACAGGUCCCCGGACUGGAGCACCGGUGCCUCCCCCGCCGGCCCAAGUUCCUGGGGUGCUUCUGCUCUGGCCCCGGCUCUGGGCCUGGUGCUGGCAGCCCUGGGACUCUUCAUCUGGCGCCGGCACAGCCCACGGUUCGGGCCUCGGGUGGGGGCCACAGGCCUGCUCUGCCUGGGCCUCGUCUGCCUCAGCGUCCUCCUGUUUCCCGGCCGGCCCAGCCCUGCCAGCUGCCUGGCCCAGCCGCCGCUGCACCACCUCCUGCUCACCGGCUGCUGGAGCACACCCUUCCUGCAGGCGGCUGAGAUCUUCGUGGGGUCAGAGCUGCAGCCGAGCUGGGCAGACCGGCUCUGCAGCCACCUGUGGGGUGCUGGCUGGUACUUCCCGCCGGAGGUGCCGACAGGCUGGCAAGUGCCGCCCACGGAGGCGCUGGUGCACUGCCACGUGCGCUCCUGGGUCAGCUUCGGCCUGGUGAACGCCACGCUGGCUUUCCUCUGCUACCUGGGCACCUUCCCAGUAAAGAGCCGGCCCGGGGGCUACAACGGUGCCCGCGGCCUGACCUCUGCCAUGCUGGCCUACUUCAUCACCUGGGUCUCCUUCGUCCCCUUUGCCGACGUGCACACGGUCUCCCAGCCUGCCGUGCAGGUGGGCGCCAUCCUCUUCUGUGUGCUGGGCAUCUCCCACCUGCCUAAGUGCUACCUGCUGCUGUGGCGGCCGGACCUCAACACCCCUGAGUUCUUCCUGGGAGGGGGUCCUGGCGAUGCCAGAGGGCGAGGCAGCAGUGGGGGCGGGGAGGAGACUCAGGGAGAAAACAAGCGACCCCUGACCCAGUGACCUCACCCCAGUGAACUCAUACCUAGUCAAGGUGCCCCCAGACCAAGUCCCUAUGCAGCAACCUAGACUGUGCCCCAACUCCGCUGUGACUCCCCAGCCCUACAUUCUGCUGACCUUGACCCCACAGUGACCUCCAGAGUGCAUAAGGGGCCUCAGCUCCGUGGGAUCUCAACCCCUGGGGCCCCAGAGGCAGGCUCUGUCCCUGCCCCAGCCAAGCCCUGGCCUGCACAGGUGACCCAGUGCCACUGUUCCAGACAGAGGCCCAUGGAGGCUUCCUCGGGGCCCCCCGUAGCCCAGGCUGAGCGCACAGGAAAGCCCCCAGCCAAACCAUGUGAAGGCAAAGCUGGAUACCACUUGCCUGGCUGGGCCCAGCCUGGGCCCCCCCCCCAGCAUCCUGUCCAAGCAUCGUAGGAGUGGGAGGUUGGCGGGUGGGUGGGGCUUUCUUGACCCCUCUGCAGGGGUGUGUGCCUGACUGUGGGCCCCAGUGCAGGGCAGAGACCCGCUCAGGAAGGAGGGGGCACCCAGCUUCCUGCUCUCCCUGGCCAGCGAGCCAGUAGAAUGUGGCCAGUCCCCUCCAGCACCGCGGACAGAGCCCGGCCAGGGUCGGGGGUCAGCACCAAGGCCAGCAGCAGCCGCAAGGACGACCCACCCCACCCCACCCUCCACCCCCCGCACCCCCCACCGGAGCCAGGAGCCAGCACCACAGACAGAAGACCGCCCGCCAGGACUGCUGCGGCCAGGGCCUUGUCGCUGGGUCCUGGGUCCUGGGUCAGCUCUCGGACGGACCCUGGGGAAGCUGACCCGGCCCCUGCACCCCAAUCUCCUAAAGUGGUUAAAAAGAGACACAGGUCACACGUCGGUCCCAUAAAAUUAAAUGCUUUUUAGUGUUUAAAAUAGCAUUUACACAGAAGCAGCUCUAUUAACUACCUGGACGACGCUCCAGCUCCGCACAGUAUCUACAGUGCAGACGUGUGCAGGCCAGCGACGCUGGACGGAGGGAGCAGCGUGCGUGCGUGCGUGCGUGCGUGGCCACCCCAGGACCGCGGGGAGGGGCGAACUGGCCACGCCCUCUGCCCCAGACCCCGCCCCGGCAGCAGCUGUGUGCAUCUGUGGCCCUUGCCCUCAGUGUCACCUUCCCUCUCCUGCCAUCUCCCCCUCACCGUCCUCCCGCACACCUUCAGACACACCGUGUGUCCCUGCGGGGUGGGGGUGAACACAUGAAACUCUGCUCCAGUGGCUGGGAGUGGGGGACAGCUGACUUGGCCGCCACCCCGUGGAGCACACAGGCCAGGCAAUAAAUAAAUAAA
Messenger RNA from Orcinus orca (killer whale), 5179 nucleotides. RefSeq names its product taste 1 receptor member 3 (gene TAS1R3). Gene Ontology annotation, cellular component: membrane. The record is from RefSeq and is a predicted model, not a curated record. Gene Ontology annotation, molecular function: sweet taste receptor activity; G protein-coupled receptor activity. Gene Ontology annotation, biological process: G protein-coupled receptor signaling pathway; sensory perception of sweet taste; sensory perception of umami taste. NCBI's taxonomy places the organism in Eukaryota, Metazoa, Chordata, Mammalia, Artiodactyla, Delphinidae.